AUGUCAUAUGCAGGCCAUAACUUUGAUACUUUCUCGCAGCCUAUGUCGUCUGUUGGCAAAUAUAAACAAAGAUUGUCUUAUCCCAUCUCCUCCCUUCAAAGUGUUACAGACACUCCUUGUAUUCGCUUCUCACCGGAGGGUGCUGUCUCUUAUACAAUUGUUGAUAAUGACCAGACUGGUUCCGAUAGCUGCCCUCCACUUCUAGCGUUAGGAAAGCGGGCUUUCCACAAGGCGAAGAAAUGGUUGCAAAGACCGAAUACCUUACAAUUUCCACCCGUCGAGUCAACCAUUUCUCAGAAAAGACAGACUACAACGCGCCGUAAAUUCAGAUGGAGUCUACAAACCUCCUCGAAUCUACCACGCACCUCAGCCCGUCCGUCUUUACGCGUAUUUAGGUCUCGGUGCGAUUCUAGUGCCUCAGAAUCUUCAGUAGCUUCGUCGUCCUCGGAGGCUUCGACCAGUUCCCAGUCUAACACGAGUGUUGAAGAUUCAGAGGAUAUGCCUAUUGCCAACGGCCGCCUUUCUCACACUCCUCCCGCAUUCAUGAACACACUUUCGUUUCACCCGACCACCCAUCACCAAACGAUCGACCAUACAUUUGGCCCAUUCUUCAAAUUACUGUAA
Molecule: messenger RNA, 624 nt
Organism: Marasmius oreades (fairy-ring Marasmius)
Lineage: Eukaryota; Fungi; Basidiomycota; Agaricomycetes; Agaricales; Marasmiaceae
Exons: 3
Coding region: 1-624 (207 amino acids)
Source: RefSeq, a predicted model, not a curated record